AUGCUGGAACUUCAGGUCAGUUUUUAUCAAGUCAUUGUUUCAGGCCACUGUUCUAUCAUACCUCAAGCGCUAAUCGUAACUGCACAGAAAGUAUGGCAUGGUGAAUUCGCUUAUUCAAGAAGUUUCAGUACGCUAAUAUUGCGAAUAUUUAACUGAUAGGUUCAGGCGAUUUUAAAAAGAACAUAAAGAUCUCCAUAUUCAAAAGCAUCCUAUUACUGUUGUCGUCAAAAUCGCAUUGUCGAUGUUUGGCUGACAAUUGUAUGAUUAAUUAAUAGAAGAUUGCCAUAGGAUAUUGUCUUUUCAAUUCGAGUUUCCAACGAAUUCGCUCCUUCCGGUAUGAAGUACGUUGACGUGCAUCGGUCUGUUCAAAUUCUCAACGACUCUUGGACCGUAUUAAUAAUAAUUAACUUGUCUAUGAUGUUUCGUUGAGCAGGUACCUGAUGGCCUAUCGAACGUGAAAGUGGGAGCUACAGUAUGUGGAGUAAAAACAACGAAGAAAACUGUUACUUAUGAAGCUCUAGCGAAGAAGGUCUUUAUUCAAACCGACAAACCCAUUUAUAAACCUGGACAGAAAGGUCCGUAGCUACGUUAUACCUGGUAGACAUGCUUUCGUAUGAAUUGUAAUUUAAGAACAAAUUAACUACGAUAACUAUAUGUUUAGUAUUCUCGUGAUUUCAUUUAAUUUGAAGAAAAUCAAUUUGAUCAAUGUAAAAUAACGCAUAGUACAAAGAACUGUUGCGCCCUCGUGAAGACUGAUCUUUUGCAAUAGCAACGGAUUUUAAUAAGUCGGUAAAAUUAAAUGUCAAUAGGCGAAUAAGAGAUUUAACUCAUCACGAGCAAAUAAAUUGCACCCGUGCUUUCUUCAUUUGGCAUUGAGGGCACAUGUUAAGGGCACACAUUUUUCUCCAAAGAAAUUGAGUGCAUCAAAUGUAAGUUCAAAUAACGGCAAUAGAACAUAGAUUAAUUAAGUAACUUAUCGAUCUCCUUAUAUUAAUUUAAUAAAACCAUGUUGACAUUCAAAUUUUAAGUAAUACAAAAUUUCUUCUUUCUAGUUUUGAUUCGAAUUAUAUGUGUGGAUUCUCAACUAAAACCUGCAGGAAAGAAAGUAAGUUAGUUAUCACUUAUUUACUGAGAACGAGGGAAACAGUGUGUUUUGUGGACCCGAGACCGUCAAGUCUCCACAAAACACACUGCUUUCCCGAGGUCUCAGUGAAUAAGUGUUUUAUUAUAUAUCAAUAGUCAAAGAAACAACAAAUUAAAGAAGAAAUGAACGUAAAUACAUGAAAUAUUUUAUUGUUAAAACGUUAUAUUAAACACUGGCUACACUGCAGUUACUUAAAGCGAAAGUUAUAAUUACGUAGUAGGCAUGUCCAAAGGUCGCAUCUUCACGUGAUGGCGCACAUGAUUUUUUUUGUUAUUCGCCGGUCGAUAACGUAUUAUCUCCCUCUCGCGCUGUUGCGAGGGAGACGCCUAACAUUGUCACUCUCACGUGAUAUGCUCUCAACCAAUAAAACACAAGAAAAAUGCGACUUUGACUAUUGAUAUAUAAUAACAAUUGAUAUUGCCUGGUUAAAUAUAUAUCACGAAUAUAAUAGCUUGAUAUUUUCAAUGGAAACAGCUAAUACAUCCUAUGAAAAGGAUAGAAAUUGCCAACCAUCAAAUUACUUUUCAUCCCUAUAUGGGUAAAAUUUAUAGCACUUUUAUGUAAGCUAUGGUUUUCCGAAUUAUAGCUAUGUAGUGACUGAGUGUGUAAAAGGAAGCUACCCGAAACUGAUUGAUUUUAAUACUUUAUCGCAAUGCGUUUAUAUACAGUAUAUAUUGUGAUAUACUGCAUGAACGAACACAUUCAGCAACCUCGUUCCCAGGCUCUUUCCUCUUGUGAAGCAAAGAUCCUGGCUGGGGCUGGUCACGUGGCACGCAGAUUCUGUGUGCUAAAGUAAAUUGUGUCCUUGGGUAGGGUGGUAGAGGAGUGGUUUGUCGUGUUUGGAAAAUUGAAACUUAUGUGUUCUAGUUUCUGGUGACAAAAAUGCAAUUUACAACAGGAAAUCGUGAAAUAAACUGUUUACUAAAAAUUCUAUUUAUCAUGACACGACUUCUGCUAUAUCAAUGUCAUCAAUAAUGAGUGUUGAGUUACAUUUCAAACAAGAAGCUGAAUCAUAUUUCAAUUGCAAGGAAAGAACACCACACGCUACCUACAGCCUGCGAAGUUGAGCACCGGCUUCAGCGUAGAAGCUAUUUUAAUAUUGUCCACACCGACCGACCGAUGAAACGAACAAUCUGUCCGUUAAAUUGAAGUGUAUCCUGUCCGAUAUUCUAACGGAUUUUUUUAUAACGUGAUCUUUUGGUUUCUUAAACUUAGUUGUUGCUAACUUAGUUGUUUUUCUUGAUCUAAAAAAAGCAUUCGAUACAGUCGACCACGAAAUACUGUUAAGUAAGUUUGAAAUGUAUAUGAUUUCCAAAGGAAAGCAUUAAAUCUUUUACGUUGCUAUUUGACGCACCGAACUCAAAGUUGUCAAUUGGCCAGUAUACUCUGGUGGAGAAAGAAAUCAUUUGUGGCAUUCCUCAGGGAAGUAUACUCGGCCCUCUCUUAUUUAUUAUGUAUAUAAAUGAUUUGCCAAGCUGCCUAGAACGUACAACUCCAAGAAUGUUUGCUGAUGAUACUAACUUAACGGCAGUAGGCAGAACAAUUAGUGAGGCGGAAGAGAGGGCGAGCGUAGACAUGAGGAAUGUUCAGAAAUGGCUUUGUGCAAAUAAACUAAGUCUAAAUAUAGUGAAAACUGAGUAUGUUUUAAUUGGAACACGACAUAAAAUAAGUAAUAUUGAUACCCAUCAAGGAGUUAAAAUAAAUAAUCAAUUGAUUAAAAAAGUUAAAAAUACCAAAGCUCUUGGAGUUGAAUUAGACGAAAACUUGAGUUGGGAAAAACACAUUAACCAUAUUAGCAGUAAAAUAUCAUCAGGUAUUGGGGCUAUUAGAAAAAUGAGGGAGUAUGUCGAACAAGACAUUUUGAUAAAAGUUUAUAAUGCCUUAAUCCAACCUUAUUUUGAUUAUUGCUGUGAAGUAUGGGAUACACUUAAUAAAGGCCUAAGCGAACGUCUACAGAAAUUCCAAAACAGAGCGGCUAAGUUGAUCAUGAACUUAAAAAAUGAACAUGGUCAGUCUAUUUUGGCACGAAAAUCUCUAGGCUGGGUAACACUUGAAGAGCGUAGGGCACAAAUGAAAGCCAGGCUCAUGUACAAGACAGUUAAUGGUUUAGCCCCCCAACGACUAUACGAAGCUUUCCAAAAUCUGAAUACCAUUCAUGACCAUAAUUUAAGAGGUUCUUCAACAAGGUUUUAUAUUCCAAGACCAAAAACGGAAUCCUUAAAAAAAAGCUUCCAAUAUAGUGGGGCUAAACUAUGUAAUCAGAUACCUGAAGAGAUACGCAAUUCGGUAUCGUAUAAUUCGUUCUGUAAAAAGCUAUCUUCCUCGACCUUAAUCUCGACUUAAAGUAGUAGUUAAUUUUUUGUCUAAAUAGGUAUAUAAUUGUAUUUGUUAUGUAUGUAAUAUUAGAGCUAGUAUAUAAAUAAUAAUUUGUAAGUACACAUCCCUUUUGGAAAUCAGCUUUUGCUGAAAAGGCCAAUGUGUUUAAAUAAAGUUGAUCUUGAUCGCCAACUGUAAUUGUAAACAAUGCUACUGUAUCUUGACUUGUGAUAGCACAUGAUUAAUUAAAACCCGUGUUCUUCUGGACUAUAAAAUUCCUUGCAUUGACAUUGCUCUCUGGACAUUGCUGAAACUCAACGAGCAAGACUUAUUUCGAAGUAUAGCUAUCUGUUUUCACCAGUGAACUCUUUUGGUUAUCUUAUGAACGCCAUUCGUUUACGCCAAGACUUCUCCGUGCGUGCUAUAGCUAUGCGGUACAGCGAUAAUAUAUAAUACCAUACAUACAGUUAACUUAAACAUCAGACACAAGUAUUUUAUUUUAUUUUAUAUUAUAUUUAAUAUAUCAUGUUUUACGUGCAGCAAUCUCAGCAGGCACAUUAUAAAUCUUAUAAAGACCUUUAUUGGCAUUGCAAUUGGCCUUUUAUAGAAGAAUAAUCCUGCUUUUUUCGACCCGAAUCAUGCUGCUGUGUUAAUCAAUAUUUAUAUCAACUUCAAUCUUCAUCAUAUUUUAGAAGUUUUCAUCCAAAUAUGCUAGAGACAAACAGCCGAUGUAUCAAUAGAAACUUUAAAAUGCUUAUAAAAACUUAUCGAGUAAUGCUGUGUCUGUGUUUGACUAUGGCCCUGACAAAGUGUAGAGGCACUUUAUAGCGUUAUAAGGUUUUAUAUAGGGAAGUAUUUUUCUAUUAUAUCUGCUGUUAUUCUUUUGCACUCAAUGCCAAUGGGCAAGGUAUAAAACACGAGGGUAAAUGACUAUUGAAUUAUAUAUUAUAGGACAUACUGUGCACAAUUUUGCCAUUAGUAUACUCGCGUGUAGACAAAAUAGGAAAAGCAUAUUAGUUAUCUAAAUUCUAUACUGUAGAUUCCCUAACAAUUUUUGUACCUUAUACACUCCUUACCACCUAGUGUUUAAUACAAACGAUUAAAUUAUACAAUAAUUUAACCUAUUAAGAAAAUAUACGAUGUUUAUAAACAAUUUUUGAAUCAAUAAUCAAUCAAUAGAGAUUCAAUGUCCAUUUGGCUUGUAUCUAUUUAUAUAAAGCGUGUGCGCGAGAAGACCUCAAAAGGAGCCACGACCUACCGCAGUAUUGUGUUGAAAUUAACAAGUAAAUCGAUUCAAAAAUAAAUAUACCGUUUCCAAAUAACGCUAACGGCAUAUUAUAAGAACAUUAUAAAUAUGUGAAGUGAACCAGAGGCAAAACAGAAACGUGUGAAAUGAAAGUGCGCCAGAGGCCUUGAGAGAACAUUAGAACAAUUUCAAAGCAUACGUUUUUAUUGCUUGACUUCCUGACUUGUCUGUUGCUAUAAAAAUAUGUAUGUUUUUUUAUAAUUUAAAAGCAAACAGGAACCAAAUUAUGAUUCUCAAAGUAGAUUGUACAGAACACUCUCACUCAGUUGCAAUCGAAGUGUAAAUGCGGAAGUGGAAGAAUGUAAUUUGAUACUUUGCGUACUCCCCUUUGGGCGAUCAAAUUCCACAAGAGGAAAGAGCCUGGGAACGAUGUUGCACAUUCAGUUUUACCUCCAAUUUUAAGGUUGGAUUUCAAGGUCAAAAUUCAAAACCGCGAAACGGUCGAAACCUAAACGGAUGGAUUUGCAUUCAGUAUGUAACUCGUGGUUCCGACAGUCCGUAGCUACGGUUGCUACACGAACAGACUGUUUUUCUUAUGCGUAAAAAGCGAUUUGUAAUCCACGAACAGCGCAGGUUUCAAUCCAAUUCAACAGGAAACCCUUCAAAAUUCACAGGAUUUUAAUGGCAAAGAAAGUUGCUUGGGGGACACGGUUAACUCCAUUUGGGAAUAUAUCCACUGAUUGAUUAGCAUCAAUCAUACUAUACAAGACACAUAUAUUUAAUAUUAUUAGUAAAACAUGACAUCAGAAAACAAUGUUAGUUGAAUCGAAUGUCAAUGGGAUUAAAAAGUUGUUAACUAUCACUCAUUUACCAUUAAAUUAACCUCUGUCUUUAUUUUUCCUGUAAGGUUUCCUCAGUGGUGAUACAGGUUUGUAAAUCGUUUUGGUUUCCUAAAGUAUAAUAUCGUACUAGUACGUAUAGAUAUCGUCAUUCCUCCAUCAGUCACCACUGUUGUCAUGCGUUCAUGAAUCAUGAACACACUUCUCAUAAAUAUAUGAAUUGCGAGACCCAAUGUUGUGUCGGUAGUGAGUUAAUGUGGAAGGGGAGGGGGAGGGAACGGGAGAGUAGCCGGGCCAAAAUAUGUUUUUUUAAGUAUCUAGCAAGGAAAGUUGUUUCUUCUCGAUUAUUUUAAGAAUGAUGUGAUUGGUCUAUAUCACAUCUAAGGAUGGCGCCAUCUGCGCACCUGUUCACUAAGUCCAAGCCAAACGGAAAUGGAAGUUGACAAGAGUUCCCAUUCUCUCCCGCGUUUGACCGCCAACUACCUCUCAUCGACUCUUACCAACUUUCAUUGAUUUUGAACUGUUUAAAUGUUAAUGAGAGUUGAUAAGCGUUUUCGCCAUCUCGCGAUAAUAUCUAAUUAACGCUUAUCAGGUCUCAUGCAACUCUUGUAGUAUUCGUUUUACUGAGGCAUAAGAGUUGAGAAAUCUAUCAUGUAUACAAACUUUUGCUUCUCAACUUUCAUCAACUCUGAGUCACGUCUGACCUCGCCUUACAACAUCAUAACUUGCACAAAUAACAUUGAGACUGCAGGACGGUUUCAGAUUAAAAAUGUAUCCCCAAUUCACAAUGAUCUUCUGUCACAUGCAGGAACCCAGAGGUGCGAGGAUAAUGCAAUGGAAUGAUGUUGAACUAGAAGAUGGUAAGAUUUUCAUUGUCACAAUACAAAAUACUUCACGAAGUUGCAACUACCAUUAGCCUAUUGAUAUUUAAUUUAAAAAAAGUGUUAAAAAUGAUGUUAUUAAUUUAAUGAUCGUAAUCGUUUUGGAAUCAGCACGAAUCUUACUCAUAUAUUGGUGCGAAUUCAAAAUGCUGCCAUCAGUAUGCGAUGUAAUGGUGCCCUUUUUUCAAGCAAUCAUAUUUAACUACUGAAUUGACCAUUUGCGUAAUAGACUAAAUUUUGAUCUCAACAAAAAUUUCAUUACAGCUUGAAAGAGCAUCACAAAAUUAGUAAUAUUCCAAAGUUUCGUUGCAAAAUGUUGUAAAAUGCGGAAAAUAUAGCCUUGCGAAAUUUGCAAUUUUCAGUCAUUUUAGAUUACAAACCGGAAAUUGACAACCUCGAAGGGUUUGGGGCUGUCAAUUUCCCGUUUGUAAUCUAAAAUGACUGAAAAUUGCAAAUUUCGCAAGGCUAUAUUUUCCGCAUUUUACAACAUUGUGCAACGAAACUUUGGAAUAUUACUAAUUUUGCGAUGCUCCUUCAAGCUGUAAUGAAAUUUUUGUCUAGACUUGUUUAGUUCAAAAUUUAGUCUAUUACGCAAAUGGUCAAUUGAAUUAGCCAAUCUAUUUUAAGAAAAAUAUGAUCACGCAAAUUACCAAAUCAAAUCUGAUUAUCCUCGAUUCUAAUAAACUUUCUAUUUGAUGCAACAUAAAUAAGCUAUCGUAGCUAAAUAUUUUUGAAUGAAACAAAUGAUCCAAAAAUACUUGGAGAUUUAAAAUACCAUAUAAUUUUUCAUAAAAAAUAAUGUAAAAAUUUUAAUUUGAACAAAAUGUUCUAUAAAAAUUACAAAAAUGCCAACAACAGCUAUUUUAGAGUGAGAGAAAAUCCGAGGUAAAUUCGUUCAUCGACUAGUUCCAAUCGAUAUUUGCAUGCAGAAAAACGCACCAAAACUCCAUCAAAUCACUCGUGACCCUAUAAUAUGUUUAAACUUGCUUGCGUCAUAACUUUUCUUCAUAAAUCUCUUGAAUUAUGUAAUAUUUUUGCAGUUGUUUCAAACAUUAAAAUACUGAAAUAUCGCCAGGAAUGUUAUUACUUCUUCAACUUUGAUCCCGCUUGUUCGAAAUUUUCUAUGAAAAUAAAAUAUAUCAUUUUUAGACAUACAACACAUCAUUCGCAGAACAUAUAAUUGUUACAUUCUUACUGUUCUUGGAUUUUUAAAUUUGUUUCGGAGAAAAUAACUACACCGAAUUAAUUGAAAACAUAUAGCAAUUGUCACUACCGCAUGUAUUUAUUACGCCGAAGAACAUGCCGUACGUAUCUGAAAACUAAAGUAAAUUACGAACUGCAAAGAGGUAGUUAUUGAAAAUUCGAAAAAUCCGGCAUAUUUUAAUAAUAGAACAAUUGCGGACUACAUUUUGCAGGGGUGUUGAUCUUAUUGACAUGUUGCUACGUUACGGCACCAUAUGCAGACAUUGGGUGGGUUAGAGAUCGUUUGUAAACAAAAACUAUUUCUGGUUUACAAACCAGUUUUAGAUUUCAAUAUUAAAAAAUAAAGUGGAAACUGGAACUUCAUGUCGUGUAAUUUUGGUCAAAAUUUAAACUUGUGUUAUAAAUUGCACUCUCGCUUCGCAUACGUGCGAUUUUGUAAUCGCGUAUUUGAUUGCAUGCAGACCAAAUUUUACCUCAUGCAUGUAUUCAAUUCAAUUAUUCCCAUUAUCAAUCAGGAUUCGGAAAUAAUAUCACGUAAAUACAUAUUUAGGCAUCGCUAGUCUGGAUCUUCAAUUGUCCAAGGAACCUGUUCUUGGUAAAUGGUUAAUUAAAGCGAAAAUUGAGGUAUGUCUACAUAUUAAUAGUUGA
Messenger RNA from Paramuricea clavata, 8277 nucleotides. NCBI's taxonomy places the organism in Eukaryota, Metazoa, Cnidaria, Anthozoa, Malacalcyonacea, Plexauridae. The record is from the annotation of a GenBank genome assembly.